AUGAACACUGUUCAAGAUCCAGAUAUCGUUGCCUUGUACAGAAAAAUAAACGAAAAUCCAGAAUACUUGGAUGUCCCCAAUGAGAUGACAUUUGUGGAGUCACCUCUUCAUACCGCUGCUUCAGAAGGCCGUACCGGCCUUGCCCUUGAAAUCUUGAGGCUAAAGCCUUCGCUGGGGAAGAAAUUGAACCUUGAUGUAGAUAAUUCCUUUAUUAAACUUGAAACUGAACCCAACCCGCUGCUAGGAAGCUACGACAGGGCUCAUGUUAUGAAGUCAUUAAUCAAGUAUGUGCAUGUGAAUAAGAAGAAUUUAGAAGUUAAGACGGCGUUGGAUAUCCUAGAACCUGAAAUUUUUGAAGCAAGGAAAAUUUUAAUAAGCGCAGGAGCUAUAGAAGGUUCAUCACUUGAUGAUGCCACCAGUUGUGAAAAUUAUUUGAAGUCACGUGCAAUGACUAUAGAACAUUUUUUUAAAUUCGGUGCUUACAUGGAUUUCGGUGUGUCAGGGAAUAUGCGAAACGCUAUCCUAGUAGUAGUUGUGCUUAUUGCAACUGCUACGUUUCAAGCCAUUCUUACUCCCCCUUUUGCGAUUUCUCACAAUGAUACCCAUCCUAUUUGUCCCAGCAUCACUUCUGUUUAUAAUGAUACUACUACUCACAAUGAUACCACUCCUGUUUUUCCCAGCAUCACAUUUGUUUAUAAUGAUACUACUUCAACCAAUUCAACUAGCACCAACUUCAACAAAAGAACCCCAAGCGUGGGAAAAGAGAGUAUAAUUUUCAACUCAAUCGCAUUUGGGCUUGCAAUGGGAACGUGUGCAAUACUUACACUAAGUCCACUGCAAGUAUUUCUCUCGCUACCUCUCUCUCUAUUUUCGGUAAGCUAUGCUGCAUUGGAAUAUGAAAUAUACGCAGGUCCUUUUAUCUUGGUUGCAGUUGUGUCAUUAAUCAUACUGCCUUACUUGGUGAUACUUCCCUGGAUGAUCAUCAAAUUAAGAUCGCAAAUAAGUGAUGAGAUCUACCACGAAUACAACCUUGAUGAGGUGAAAUUUCUCAUGUUUUGUAGCACAGCUAUGAAUCAAGGACCCAUAGUGACUUGGAUGGCUGCAAGGAAAGCAUCACGAUGA
This is a messenger RNA of Fraxinus pennsylvanica, 1122 nucleotides long. Lineage: Eukaryota; Viridiplantae; Streptophyta; Magnoliopsida; Lamiales; Oleaceae. The record is from the annotation of a GenBank genome assembly.